Orussus abietinus is the source of this 3355-nucleotide messenger RNA. RefSeq lists its product as uncharacterized. The transcript is spliced from 8 exons. Lineage: Eukaryota; Metazoa; Arthropoda; Insecta; Hymenoptera; Orussidae. The record is from RefSeq and is a predicted model, not a curated record. Bases 539 to 3346 code for a protein of 935 amino acids.
GGAGGAAAAGAUCCCGGUUUAGGUUUUCGCGCUGGGUCUUGGUCCGCGGCUCCUCCGACCUUGUCUUACCGCAAUCGAUACGUUUACGCAAGGUCGUCCUCGUUGCAUGCGUUCACCGUGCGAUAUCGCGCGAGCAACUGACCGCGUUCAAGGUGUACCUUGUAUUUUCCACGUCGAACUCCGACGGGCCCGGGAGGCGGCAGGGGUUCGGCGGGGUUCGGCGGGGUUCGGCGGGGCCCGACUGGGUCCGGCCGGGCCCGAUGGCCUCGACGCGGCCGCCUUCGAAAGGCGCGCGCCUGCGCGCUGCCGCCCGCCGCCUCGGUGAAAGUGCAGCGGAUUUUGCUUUCUACCUUCCAGUGACAAAUACGUUACGCGGCCGAGCCGAGUAAAAUGGACGGUGGCUGCGUAGACGAGCCGGAAAUCCGCGUGAAUCCGCGUGAAUCAGCGUGAAUUCCCGACCCUGCGAGGGGAGGACCCUCCGGUCCGCCCUAUGCCGUCGGCGAGGCGUCAGUGAGGUUACGGAGGAGACGUCGCGAACAUGGGGUUCGCCGGAGUCUCGGGUCGCCGCGCGCUCCUCUAUGGGACGUGCCUCGCGAUCCUCUUCUCCGUUCCCGGCGAGUCCAAGGAUCCUCGAACGUUUCCCCUCGGCCAUCCGUCCGGGCCGACCUCCUCGGACAAGUACUCGCUGCUCCACGAGAACAACGUGAUGGGCUCGUCGAGAGUCGAGGCGAUCAAGGGGGAAGAGGACGCCUCCGAGGCGCUCUUUCCGAAGGAACUUUCCCCCGCGUCCUCUCCAAAUUCUUCUCUCUUCUCCGCGGAGAUCGCCAACGCGACGUCGCCGUUUCGCCCUCCGGAAGGAAUCUCGCGAGACGCCGCGGCGGCGAUCGACAAAAGAAUUUCCGCCGAGGACGGAAUUGCCGAGAAUUCCUCCGCCGAGUUCUCGGAUUACUCCUACUUCUCCCAAGAUUACGACAACGCCCCCGGGGAUCGACGCUCGAGUCCAGCAAAUUUCGCGAUCCCCGGGGACGCGGUCCGCUCCUACUCGGAAGUCGGACCAACCGGGGAGGAGUAUUCCAAUCCCGCCGAAACGUCCGUCCUCAUAGGCGAGGCCGUGGUGUCGGUGGUAACGACGAAGAGCGUCGUCAACGGGACGAUCUCGUUCCCGUCGACGUCCUCGCCGACGUCCCCGCCGACGUCCCCGCCGACGUCCCCGUCGACGACCAUCGCACAGAUCUCGACGCCUCCCCCGCGCGAUCCUUCCCUCGAGAAGAGCGCCGAGGGUCGAGGCGACUGGACGAGCUACGACUACGAGGAGUCGACCGAGGAGGACUCCGGAGCGUCGGCCUCCUUGCUCUCCGACCGGAACGCCACGGAAAGAGCCAAGGAGGAGUCGAGCUCCAAGAGGCCCAAGCCCCUGGAGUCCACCGAGAGCAUCAUCGACAAGCUCGACCGAGUCCAGUCGGAGCUGUCCAGCGGUCUCCUGGGGGGAGGAUUCCGACCGAGCGUAGACGGGGCGAGGGUCGACCCCGGAGCCGUUCGCUUCCGGAAUCGAACGAGACCCGUCGGCCCUCCCACCACUGCCAGGAGCGCCGACCUCGUCCCCGAGCGAAACGCGAGCGGCAAGAGGGUCGACCCGGUCGCCUCGAAGUCGGGCGGCCCCAUGGACAGCCUCGAGGGCCUUAUUCCGCCCGACUACUUGACGACCGGGCCCGUCUUCCCGAGGAUAGGAGCGAAACGACCUCUCGGUCUCCCCGCGCCGAGCUCGAGUUCCUCCGGAGGCAGCGAGAGAGUCGCCCUGGCGGUUCGGAACGUUAGCGCCGUCCUGCCGAGAGGAGAGGAGGACGACGUCGGUCGGAAAUCCCUGCUGAGCGACAUCCUGGCCAAGUCGAGGAUCGACGUGGUGGCCCUCCUACCUCCCGACUACCAGAAGAAGGCGAACGCCUCGAAGUCCGAGACUCCCCCCGAGUCUGCGGAAGGCGCGAGGAAGGCGAACGUUUCGGACAAGUCCAUCCAGAGUCUCUUCUCGAAGGCAAAGAUCGACGCCUCCCUUCUACCGCGGGACUACCUCGCCAAGAGCGAGAAGCAGGCGCCGAAGCGUCGGCCCGGCGUCAAGGAGGCCUCCACGACGGCGAAGCCCGGGGGCUUCAAGAUAGUCUUUCCGAGUCGACCCGGGGGAAGGCACUCGGGGACCAAGGUCUCCACCCCGCAACCGACGCGCGGCCAGCGACCGACCGUAGGCGCGCCGCGGAUCCAGAAGGGCUGGCCCACCAGGGCGACCACGGAGUUCACAGGGUGGCCGACGGUUUCCACGACCCCCAUCUCGAUAGCGAAGCUCCUCGAGGCCGCCAGGACGGCCUUGGUCCUGCCCGCCGACUACCCCGCGGAUUCGACGCGGAGCACCGGCCCGAGCGUGCCGACCACCGAGGCGACCACGACGACCACCCCCGCGCCUCCGAGGCCGACGACCCCGGGACUCUGCGAGGAGGAGUGCGAGGUGGCCGGGACCAUUCGCCUGGUGGGCGAGACCGCUCGAUGGGUGCCCGGACUGCUCGAUCGGAACACCCAGGAAUGGCAGCGACUGGCGACCGGGGUCGAACACGAGCUGAACGCCGUCUUCUCCGAGUCCGCUACCCUGAACGAGUGGUACGACAAGAUCAGGAUCGACUCCUUCAGCCAGGGAAGCGUCCUGGUCGACUAUUUCGUCGAGCUCCGGGGACUGAAGAGAAGCGUCAGCACGCAAGACUUGAAGCUGGCCUUCCACGAGUCGCUGCGCUCGGCCAACGACUCUAGGGGACACGACCGAAGACUCGGGAAAUUCACGAUCGACCCCAAGUUCACGGACUUUGUCGUGAUACCGAAAGCGGCCGCGCCGCCGACCAACCAGGACGAAGACAACUUGAUACCUCAAUGGGCGAUCGCGGUGAUAAUUAUAGGAGUGGGCGGUUUGCUGUUCAUCGUCAUCUUCGGGGUUUCGGUGCUGAUGAACCGCGCCAGCGUGUCGAAGGUGAGACAGCAGAAGACGACGAUAUUCGACGCGGAGCCGGCGAUCAGCGUGCACACCGGACACUCCGUCCCGGUGCAGAAGACGAGCGACUACCCCAAGCCGGACUUGCAGUCUCUCUGGAACGACGCGGACGCCACUUGGUACGAGAAAUCUGUCGACUCGACGUCUAACAGGGUUCAAGUCGACGGACCGUUCCCAAACAGGAAGUACAAAAUGUACGACAGCUGGCGAUCGGAGUGGAACGGAUAUUACAACGACGCCGCUAGGAGUAAUGGCAAAUACGUCGAUUACGACGGUACCACGAUAUCUUCCCGUCGACCCGAGUACGAUACGAACUUUUGAGAUAGAAUC